GAUUUCUUUACAACAGGAAUUGCUGGUAUUUAUUGUGAACACCUUAUUGACUCUAAGUAGAACCACGUUCUGUUUUGGUUGUUUACGUUGCAUCUUUGCAUCCCCAUGAUCCACAAGCCGGAAAGUCGCCCCUUGUGCUAGAAAGGGCGUAGAAAACUGAACUCCGACCACUACAUCUUCGAGCAGAAUAACUAUCACACACCAACAUGGUGCGUAAGUUUUACGUUUCGAAGAAGCAGCGGGAGCUGCAGGCUGCGACUAGGGCGGAGCAGGCGAAACAGCAUAUGGUGUUCUCAAACGUUACAUUCUCAACUGUUACAUGAAUCUGUAAUGCAAGAAUGGCAAAAGCGAAAGGGUGAAGAGUGCAAAAAUUGCAUUACAAAUCCCGCGCAGAUAGAUUCAGGUGCUGUUUAGCCCUUCGCAAAUUUGUCAUGCCAAGCAGCUUGAUCUUGUGGAUGAUGAUGGUAGUGUUGCAUGACAAAUUCAUGUAACAGUUGAGAAUGUAACGUUUGAGAACACCAUACAGCACCAGGAGCAGUUGCAACGGGAAGUUGACUAUGAAUUGCAAAAAUGUCUGGGUCUGGAAGGUUGAAACUUGUAAUGCUAGCUCUGCAUUCCCGGGAAAUCUGUAUUGCAUAUCAAACAAAAGUCGCAGCCUCUUUUGUCAUGCAAAAACGCAGUUUGUCAUGCGGAGUGCCUAUGAGAAAGCGUUUUGGGAAGUUGUCAUGCUGGGCUGCAUUCGGAAGUGUUUUCAUCAUGGACAUUUUAGCAUCACAAGUUUCCAGACCCAGACAUUUUUGCAUUUGAUAUUGACCUGCUCAACAGUCCCGACUGCCUCAUCUUCCCCUCCUGGAUCCGCGUUUCCUGCCUGCUCUACUCCGCAUUUUUUGCCUUCUGCGCCGGGGCGUACUUUGGAAGAAUGCUCAUGCUCGGCGCACACCAUUUGGGUGGGGACCUCAGCGAAAAAGACGUCGACAAAGCCCUGGCUGCUCCUGAUACAAGUAGUACAGGUGCAACUAGUAGCACUGGGGGUGAUCAUCAUCAAGACACAAAGAGUGCCACUGGAGGCGCUGGAGCUGACGCUGCAGCUGCGGAGACCACUGCCGCGGCCAAAGCAGCAGCGAGAGACGACAAGAAGCAAACCGCCCCGGGCGCUGCAGAUGUGGAGAACAAGGGUGGAGCUGACAAGAGUAGCACGGAAGGGGCCGCCCCCGCGCAGUCUUUCCUCGAAUCUAAUGAGCACAAUGUCUACCCUGUAGUUUCCUACACCGCCACCACUUCGACCAGGUCCACCACGUAUCUGCGCAAGACGGGCGGUGCCUCUUCACCAGCUUUAUCCGGUAGUUCUUACCGAACAGAUGUAGUUCAGAGCCAUUCCCUUGCGACGUCGAACAAGAUGCAAAGUAGGAGAAGUUUCCUGCAGAAAAAGAACCGCAGUGAUGAUAUUCAAUCACAACUUCUACUUCAUGAUGAUCAUGCUGGCGGUGCUGGUCCGAGUACCCAACAAGGGCAGUUUCUCGAUGUUCCUCACCGUGAGGACACACCCGAAGAUCCUGGAACAUCCAUUUCAUCUCAUCUCCACACGACAACAUCCAGAAGAACGUCUUUUCUCGGUAGCCAGAAAAUCGUGAGGAGGGCGCGGCUGGCCGUGAUGAAAACCGCUGAAAGGCAGGGCUUGCACGAUAGAGGUAGAGCAGGAGAUGACAAGCAGAAAAACCAAAACGAGGCGGAGAACAAGAAAGUCGCAACAGCAGAUUCAAAUCAUGUUGAGAAAGAUACAACAACAUCGGGUGGAGCAGAGAAAGCAAAUGAAGAGGGACUGGUAGAGGAACCAGAUGACUUUUUAUCAAAUGCAAACAUCGGUCGAUCUGGGAGGUCGGGAUGAGGGCAGGCACUUGUCACGCAUUUUUUGGAUCAACACGCAGAAGAUGCCUGCAAAUAUGCUGUACAUUCAUGUAUCUUUUCGAUCACCCGCUUGCGCUUCAGAAGACGCCCCUUGAAGAUAUUAGAUGCCUAUGGUCGUCUCGCAUGAGAGAUUCGGUUCUCUUUUCAUGUUUUUAGCGAGAAAUGGACAAGAACUUUUGGUGCGUGACAUGCAACAAAUUUUUGUGUGGUUCGGGAUGAAGAACAUUUGCGUGACAACAAGCUUGAAUUCUACCAGAAGACGACCCAGAAGAUCUUCGAUAUCGAUGUUUGCAAUCGGCAUAGCUUCUGAUCGAUGCCGAUAAAGGCGAGGGAUUUCUCGGCGCGGCCGAUCCCGAUGCGGACUUAUGGAUUGCAAAUAUGUCUGGGUCUGGAAACUUGUAAUGCUAAAAGUGAAUGGUAAACGCACCGUAAUACGCAGAUAUGCAUGACAAAUUUUUUGGCUCCCGUGUCUUACGUAUUCCGCAUGACAAACUGCGUUUUUGCAUGACAGGUAAGAGGGCCUUUUCGUGCCUAUGCAACACAGAUUCUCGAAUCAUACCAGACAAGCAUGACAAACUUGCAUUCUUCCGGACCCAGACAUUUUUACAUUUGAUAGGACUCGAACAUUUACCACGAAGCACCAACGGCCGAAGGCACCUCUUCCUACCACCGGUGUGUGCGCCAGGUGCUGUGGCUCCACCUGUAUCCUGUGCAAAAGUAUCGUACUUGUAUAUAUAAUUGCAAUCAUGCGUUACAAAUCUUUUUCUUAAGGUAAAUCCGCAUUACAAAUUUCAUUUCUCAUGCUGAGGAAAAUUGUAAUGCAUUUAUGCAAUCGCGAUACUUUUGCAGUUCAUAAUCUGCGGGAUGCCUGGGUCGCUGGAGCGCUCGGCUUCGUGGGAUUCGCCUCCACGGUGCACCUCACGAAGGGCCGCCCAGCAUUCGCGUUGUAUGCUGUGUAAGAACUACGUCCCCACCCCAUAGUCCUCAAGACGGGAAAUCUGCAACACAAAUCUCCAAGUUUUGGGAUUUCUGCAUGAUAAGUUUCCAUCUGCUGCAGUCUAGUGCUGGUUAGCAAGGAAAGCCGCAGGAGAAAGCCAGUUUCUCAUCCUAUUUGCAGCAUUACAAGUCGUGCCAAAACAGGAUUGGAAAUGCCUCUCAUGGAGAUGCGCAUUGCAAAUGUUUCUGUCAUUGCGUAUUAGCAUGACAACUCUGGCGGAUGGGGACGUUUUUGCUGAGGAUACGUUGUUAUCAAAUGUAAAAAUGUCUGGGUCUGGAAGAAUGCAACUUGUAAUGCGUAUUUCAGAACACAGAAAAGUCUCUCAUGUAUACGUAGCAAAAGCUCCCACUUUUUGUCAGCAAAAUAGGGGGCUUGUCAUGCGGAUUCGGCAUUGCGGAAGGCUCUCGAAACCUGUGAUGCUAGAGCUUCCAUGCCAGACCUUCUGUGUCAUACAAAAACAGCAUGAUUCUUCCAGACCCAGACAUUUUUGCAAUCCAUAGUUGUGGGCCUUGUUCGUCUUCUUUCUCCUCGCGGCGGCGUAUUUACUGAAUGAAGCCGUAUUCCCGGAAUUCCACAAGCACUACAUCCACUCCGCCGAUUUCGCGCACGGAGGCGAUGACGGGUCCCUGCCCCCGGGGUACCUGUUACCGAGCCCGAAGUUGCAGUUCACGCUUGCGUGUGGCAUCACGCUGCACAUCUUGGUUAUCCUGUGUAAAAACGUCCCCAUCCCAGAGAAAAGAGGCGAAUUCUGCAACACAGAUCCAGAAGUUUUGGGAGUGACGCAUGACAAGUUUUUCUCUCUACUGUAAUGCGGGUUAGCAAGGACAGCCGCAUCACAAAGCCCCCCUGGUAUCCUGUUUACAGCAUCACAAAUUGCAUAGACACGAUUGAAAAUGCCUCUCAUGGGGAUGCGCGUUACAAGUUUUUCUGUGAUUGUAAAUCUGCAUGACAAAAAUAACCCUGGGAGGGGAACGUUUUUACACAGGAUAUUGGUCCUCGUCGCAUUCGGACUCUUCUACUACACGGAUGAGUUCCUCUGGAAAGCGUCCACAGUCUACCCCCGGCACUGGCAAAACGAAGUAAUGCCCGGCUCGGCUUCGCACGGCCUUUUCGCGACGAAGAAGGCAAAGAAAAUGGCAAUGCUGCAACCCAGCAGCGCGCUAUCCGAAGACCUCCAAGAGGCAAAGGAACUGCACGCGGAGGAGAGGGAGCAGCAGCGGGGAAAGAUUGCCACUUUCUUGCGAAGCAUGAGCGCUUCCUUGUUCGGGCGUGGUGCUGGUGGGGGAAGACGGACGACGGAAAACAUGAAUCAGUCGCGGCCGGUGGUGAAAAACGAAACUGUGGUCUUGGCCCCGGCUACGGGAAUUUCGCUGUCAACGGGCGGGGGCUCGUCUUUGCAAGACGGAACAGUUGAGGACUACACGGCGGCCACUGGAGAACAUCAACCGCACUCCUCGGCCACUGACGACUACCUACCGAUCAGCAAGAGCGGCAUGGAGGGCCUGUUUGGGCCGGAAGGUGCUGACGCAAACGGUACUAAGGCGAAAAAGCUGCUCCAGGAAAAAAAACCGCAGCGCAGCAGCCGCGCCCAGUUGCUGAUCCCUUCGGAUGCGUCUUCGUCGGUCGGAGCGGGCGGGGAGGAGUUUAUUCCACCUGCGGUUCCUGAGCAACUUCUACCCGAGCAACUACCCGGUACUUCUAAAAAUGAGCUGCCAGUUGUGAAUGAGGAAGUGGACGCGGUGGAAGACCAGCAAUACAACUACAAAUUCGUCGACAACGUGGUCGAGCCCGUCGUGGUCGCUUCUCCUGCACCAAAAGAUGUUGAUGGCGUUGGUUCCAUCAUCCGGGCGAGCAUGCAGUAGCUGUUGACUCACGAAGUAAGUUUCUUUUUGACCUUCUGUGCAUAUUUUUUUUAAGCGGCUUUAUUUUUCCUUCUCUUUACCAGCUCCACCAGGAGAGCCUGCCGGUGAGUGCAUAAUUGUUUCGACCUGAGUAUCAACUGUGUAUCCCGUGGUCCCCGUGAAUCGAUUUGUUCGAUAAAGAAUCUAGAUUUUAUUUGUACUACCCUUAUUUUCACCUGAGCACAACGCGGCCACGUCUGCGAUUUUUUUACAACCGAGAAGCGUCCCCCUGUGUUUUCAAAACUAGCAUCCCCCUUUUUAGUUUUCGAAACUAGCUAAAAUUUUUGUCAAGAGCGCUUGAUUGUACUUGUACUGCCAAGCCAAGCUUCUAUGCGAGUGCGCCCUCGCUGAUCAUCAGUGUUGUAACGUAAAAAUAUUAACCCGUCGAAAGUACUGGCUCUACUCUGAGAAUGCAAGAAACGACCAGCUCCCAACGUUGCAAAAUUUUCCUUCGGCACGUCCACAUGUUGCCGCAGCUAGAUUAGAAUUUGGCGUAAGUACGCAUGUUCAUCUAUCUUAGUACACGGCCGCGUAAGUAAGCGUAUGGAAGGCAAUACUAGCGACAGGCAUUCUACUUUUACUUUGCGAU
Molecule: messenger RNA, 5392 nt
Organism: Amoebophrya sp. A120
Lineage: Eukaryota; Dinophyceae; Syndiniales; Amoebophryaceae
Source: the annotation of a GenBank genome assembly